Molecule: messenger RNA, 2247 nt
Organism: Ailuropoda melanoleuca (giant panda)
Lineage: Eukaryota; Metazoa; Chordata; Mammalia; Carnivora; Ursidae
Gene: PAQR6
Product: progestin and adipoQ receptor family member 6
Exons: 8
Coding region: 580-1614 (344 amino acids)
Cellular component (GO): membrane
Molecular function (GO): signaling receptor activity
Source: RefSeq, a predicted model, not a curated record
CACGACCAAUUCUGUGGAUAUAGUUUCCCCGUUGGUGGCAAGGUCCUGGUUGACUACAGAAACCGGUCGCGCGUCAAGACCCCUGGCCUGGUCGGGAGGGCACGUCGGCAUGAGGGUGCUUUCCGAGAUCACAGGUCAGGGUUUGGAUUCCCGUGCCCGGCCCAGCAGAGGCCCCGCUCCCGGCAGAACCCAGACCCCUCGUGCAGCCUGGUCUGAGGAGGGCUCCGCAUCGCCCUGGCCGAGGCCGGGCUGGGGCUCCAGGCUGUUGUGGCCGGUCCGAUGGGCUUGGGUCAAGCUGGAGGGGCUGGCUGUGUGCAGGAGGCCGAGUGAGCUGCCUGCUAAUGGGGCUGGGCCACCCCACGCUGCUCCCUGGGGGCUGGACAAGGCUGGGAUUGUUCCCGGCUCCCCUUUGUCUCACUCCCCGCCCAGGCCUGGCCUGCCUGCCCGCCACUCUCUCCCUCCCGUCGGCCUGGCGGGCAGGAGCCUGGGACUCUGCCCGAGGAGCCCUGGGCCUGCUGACCCACCGGCUUAGGAGCCCCCGCCACGCUCUGGGUCACGGCGUGGAGGUGCCGGGCCACCAUGCUCAGUCUCAAGCUGCCCCAACUCCUUCGAGUCCACCAGGUCCCCAGGGUGUUCUGGGAAGACGGCAUCAUGUCUGGCUACCGCCGCCCCACCAGCUCGGCCCGGGACUGUGUCCUUAGCUCUUUCCAGAUGACCAACGAGACGGUCAACAUCUGGACUCACUUCCUGCCCACCUGGUACUUCGUGUGGCGCCUGCUGGCGCUGGCGGGGGGCCCGGGCUUCCGGGCGGAGCCGUACCACCGGCCGCUACUCGUCUUCCUGCUGCCCGCCUGCCUCUACCCCUUCGCGUCGUGCUGCGCGCACACCUUCAGCUCCAUGUCGCCCCGCGCGCGCCACAUCUGUUACUUCCUGGACUACGGCGCGCUCAGCCUCUACAGCCUGGGCUGUGCCUUCCCUUAUGCCGCCUACUCCAUGCCAGCCUCCUGGCUGCACAGCCGCCUGCACCAACUCUUUGUGCCUGCCGCCGCCCUCAAUUCCUUCCUGUGCACCGGCCUCUCCUGCUACUCCCGGUUCCCUGAGCUAGAGAGCCCUGGGCUCAGUAAGGUCCUGCGCACGGCUGCUUUCGCCUAUCCCUUCCUGUUCGACAACCUCCCUCUCUUCUACCGGCUGGGACUGUGCUGGGACAGGGGCCCUGCCUGCGGGCCGGAGGCACUGAGCGCCAGCCACCGCUACCACCUCGUCUGCGCGCUGCUCACGGGCUUCCUUUUCGCCUCCCGCCUGCCCGAGCGGCUGGCCCCGGGACGCUUCGACUACAUUGGCCACAGCCACCAGCUGUUCCACGUCUGUGCCGUGCUGGGCACCCACUUCCAGCUGGAGGCGGUGCUAGCUGACAUGGGAUCUCGCCGCGCCUGGCUGGCCGCGCAGGAGCCCCCCGUAGGCCUGGUGGGCACGGUGGCCACGCUGGGCCUGGCGGUGGCCGGGAACCUGCUCAUCAUUGCUGCCUUCACGGCCUCCCUGUGUCGGGCCCCCCGCACCUGCCCCCUGCUGCAGGGCGGCCCCCUGGAGGGGGGUGUGAAGGCCAGACGGCAGUGAGGGCCCAUCUCUGAGCCUGCCCUGGGAGAAGGUAGAGGCCAGGCCCUGGAGCUGGGGAGGAGCCCGGCAGGGGCCUGAUGAGCGGGCACAGCGGAGCCUGGAGCCAGAGGGGCUGCGGAGAGGGCAGAGGAGAGGAGGGGCGGGGAGGUGCUAGCGGCAAGCGGGAAGGUCGCGAGGGGGCGCUCGGUGGGGCUGGGGCAAGUGCUGAGGGUCCGUGAGGGGCAGUGCGUGUGUCCAGGCUGGAGCUGGCCACCCGGCUGGAGGCUGGGGACGGGGAGGUGCCGGGGCCCUGACACCUGGUCCCGUUCCUGCCUGCGAGUCUCUGCCGAGCCCAAGGAAGCACUAACACGACUAACGCAGGCCCACCCCACGUGCUCGUGCGUCCGGCAGGAGACCCGCGGCUGCCCUCGACCCCUGAACCGGGCGGCCCCGUCUACAGGCAGCGCUCUGCCCACGGGCAAGAGCCCGUCUGUCCUGGCCACAGCCAUGUGCUCUAUGUCCAGGCCUCUGGGUCUACAUGGGUGUCCUGGAUGGUGCUGUGGGCUGGGUGGGGGGACCCUCAUAAUUAGACUUUUAGGACGCUCCCUUUGAUGCUUCCACACAAGGCAGGUACAAAUAAAUCAGUCAACAGCA